This is a messenger RNA of Periophthalmus magnuspinnatus, 2741 nucleotides long. RefSeq names its product zinc finger and SCAN domain-containing protein 22-like. Gene Ontology annotation, biological process: negative regulation of transcription by RNA polymerase II. The transcript has 3 exons. The record is from RefSeq and is a predicted model, not a curated record. NCBI's taxonomy places the organism in Eukaryota, Metazoa, Chordata, Actinopteri, Gobiiformes, Gobiidae. Gene Ontology annotation, molecular function: DNA-binding transcription repressor activity, RNA polymerase II-specific. The coding region runs from base 110 to 1894 and encodes 594 amino acids.
GGGGGCAGCAGUGCACUAACCGUGUCUACUCUGCUGCACAAAAAGCAGGAAGCAGACAGAGCCCCGUGUGCGGUUAGCUCGGAGCUAAAGCUAAAAACACUUUGUUAAAAUGUCCAAAGGCCAAACGCUGAGAGCUUUGGUGAAUGAGCGGCUGACUGCGGCUGCUGAAGAGAUCUUUGCGCUGUUUGAAAGAACGAUAGCGGAGUAUGAGGAGGAACUGUGUCGCUCCAAAGAGGAGAACCAGAGGAACCAGGACACUCCACAGACUCCACGGAUUAAAGAGGAGCCAGAGGAGAAGAGCGUCAAACAGGAGGAAGACACGCUCCCAGCACAGCUCCUAGUGAGUGUCCCAGAGUGCAGUGUUGUCUGUGUGAAGACAGAAGAGUCCUCACUGCUUCAUCAUAGACAAACUGAGCACAGAGAGGAAACACAGGGAGAGAACAAUGAUGACGACUGGAGAACUCCAUUCAGCUGUUCAGCUGCACAGAUGCAGACAGAGGCUGAUGGAGACCACUGCAACCAAGUCCAGAAAGGCCAAACGCUGAGAGCUUUGGUGAAUGAGCGGCUGACUGCAGCUGCUGAAGAGAUCUUUGCGCUGUUUGAAAGAACGAUAGCAGAGUAUGAGGAGGAACUGUGUCGCUCCAAAGAGGAGAACCAGAGGAACCAGGACACUCAGACUCCACGGAUUAAAGAGGAGCCAGAGGAGCUCAGCAUCAAACAGGAGGAAGACACGCUCCCAGCACAGCUCCCAGUCGGCGUCCCAGAGUCCAGUGCUGUCUGUGUGAAGACAGAAGAGUCCUCACUGUUUCAGCAUAGACAAACUGAGCACAGAGAAGAAACACAGGGAGAGGACAUCAGCACAGAGCCACAUUUACACUCAGAGACUGAGGGACACACGGAGCACUCCUCUGACACUGACAAUGAUGAAGACUGGAGAGCUCCAAUCAACUGUUCAGCUGCACAGAUGGAGACAGAGGCUGAUGGAGACCACUGCAACCAAGUCCAGAUCAGAGCUAGAAGCACCGCUGCACCAAACUCAGGUCUAUCCCCCAAAUACAAGUCUGCACCAGAGACCAGUGCCUCUGUGAACUAUGGAGACGUGUCAGGAACAGCCCAAGGAGCUGAGGACAAAAAAUAUGAAUGCCCUAUGUGUCAAAAGAGGUUUGACACUAUGCAGAAAUUACAAAGACACAUUAGAAUUCACUCAGGAGAGAGACCUUACAGCUGUUUAACUUGUAAGAAAACAUUCACCAAAAAGAGUCAUCUAGAUAGACAUUUAAAAGUACAUACAGGAGAGAGACCUUACAGCUGUUUAACCUGUAAGAAAACAUUUACCCAAAAAUCCAGUCUAGAUUACCAUGUAAUGUUACACACAGGAGAUAAACCAUUCAGCUGUUCAACAUGUGAGAAAACAUUUAUUCGAAAGGGUCUUCUAGAUCAACAUGUAAACAUACACACAGGAGAGAAACCAUACAGCUGUCCAACCUGCGAGAAAACAUUUACCCAUAAGUCUUUUCUAGGUGCACAUUUGAGAAUACACACAGGUGUACGACCUUACAGCUGUUCGUCAUGUGAGAAGACAUUUGCCACAAAGGCUACGCUAGAGAAACAUGUGAGAACACACACAGGAGAUAAACCUUUCAGCUGUUCAACAUGCGAGAAGACAUUUUCUCAAAGGGCUCAUCUACGUGAACAUGUAAAGAUACACACUGGUGAACGACCUCAUGGCUGUUCAGAGUGUGGGAAGACAUUUGCCUUAAAGUCUAAUCUAUAUAAACAUGAGAGAACACACACUGAUGAAAGACCUUACAGCUGUUGCAUUUGUAAUAAAGACUUUAAACAUAGACAGCAUUUGAAGAAACACAUGAGAACUCACAGAACAGAAAGUGACUGAAGGCUUAAGCCUUGGGGCCGCCUUUGCAUGGAGCAAUCGUGAAGGGGGGACAGGGACAUCUGCAGCCAGGGACCGUUUUCGUUACAAACAGCCCAAGUCGCUUUUGGGGCGUGACACAGGUCUAGCAAGCCACACCAAGACGUAGGCUUUAAAAAGACCAGUGUUACAGGAGCAUCAACACAGAUCAACAGUGGCACAACAGUGAGCUCACAGGGGGCGGGACUGGACACGUCUCCAUGCAGUCAAUGGAAAAAAAGGACGAUAAACGAUCAUCAUUAAGACUCCAAAAACAGAUAUAAACUAAUAGUCUCUCGCCAGACACUGUCUUGAUCUUGUGACAAACCACCGUAAUUCCAGUGAUGUGACUUCUAUGUUGAGCCGAUAUGCUUUACAAAACAGACCCGUCCAGCUGUUUUCUGUUUAUCAAAGCCCGCCACUCCCGUCAAAAUAAAAAAAAUAAUAAUAAUGCAACUAGCUCUAACAAACCCCAGUGCAUGAAAUAAAGAGGAGUUAAAACGCGGUGUAGAGGAGCAGAUACAUUAAAUAAACACAAAAAACUGACAAUAAACUGGAAUGAGUUUAGUGUUUAUGCUAGCUUUAAUCUCUUCUCAUAGCACCACAAACUUGGAAUACUAAAUGUCUUUUUGUGAUUCGCUGAGAUCAGCCUUAUGAGAGUAUAAUUCAGGUACCAUUUAAGAGUUAACAUCUGUAAUGUUGAGGUGACGUCAGUUCUCGUGGCAGUGCUGUACAAAUAAACUUGCCUUGCCUUAUAUUCUUCUUUAUUGAUAUAAAAAAAUGUAACAAUUAUUUCUGUUUCUUCCAUUUUUUUAAUAAAAUGUUUUUGAGU